AUGUCGCACAUGCCAAAGUGGAUGUCCGAGCUUAUCGAGAAAGGGUCAAGCGUCAAGGAGUGUUUAGAGAUGUGGCGUCAGGAGCAGGAGGCAAUGAGAGCUGAGAGAGAUCAAGCUAGAGCUGAACGAGAGACAGUAAGAGCAGAAAAGGAAGCUGAACGAGAGCUUGAGAAAGUAAGGUUAGCUCAUGAAAGAGAGGAGCGUCAGGCUAAGAGAGACAGGGAUAAGUGGGAGGCUGAGAAAGAGAUUAAGUUGAGAGAGUUAGCUCUUAAAGAGAAAGAGUUAGAGAAGAGUAAAAUUGGUCCCUCCCCCCAAAGUAUUCACACUCCUAGUGUAAAGUUGCCCAAAUUUGAAGAAGGUCAAGACCCGGACGUUUUUCUAAAAUCAUUUGAGAAAAUAGCGGGGUUACAAAAGUGGGAUCAAUCUCAAUGGGCGGUUCGUUUAGUCCCAAUGCUAUCGGGUAAGGCUCUUGAAGCUUAUUCUAGAUUGUCAGAUGAGGAUAGCGAUAAUUACGAUGCUAUAAAAACUGCUAUUCUUAAAAGGUAUGAACUUACCUCAGAGGCCUAUAGGGAUAAGUUUAGGCAGUGUCGACAGUCUAGUGAUGAAUCGUUCAAAGAUUUUGUGGUUAGGACAGAGAGGUUCUUUAAUCAUUGGUGUGAAAGGGAAGAAAUUGGUUCAAACUUUCAUAAGUUGUUUGAUUUGAUGUUGAGAGAACAGGUGAUAAGAAGUUGUUCAAAAGAGUUGCAACUGUGGGUACUUGAACACAGUCCAAAGUCUAUUAAAGAAGUUAUAACUUUGUCAGAGUCAUUUCAGGUUGCGCAUAGAGGCAGUUAUUCAGGCGUUGGUCGUGGUAAUGCAGGGGAAAAACCGGGUGCAAGACCAAACAAGUUUGGUUCGGUUCAGUCCCAGAAAGGUAAGUUUAUCUCGCCUUCAGAUCAGAGGAGAUGUUUUAAGUGUGACAAGGUCGGGCAUAUUGCUCCGAAUUGUCCAUUGCGUAAAGUUCAGUCAAAAUCUCCUCUGAAUCAGAAACCAGGUAACCACAAGUCUAAUGAACAGUUUGGUUUGUGUCUUGAUGAGACAAUGACAGUAUCUGAGGAUUCUGAUAGUGUUCAUGAGAAUAAAGUGGUGGUUAAGUUGUCUGGUGUAUCGAUUACUGAUGAUUCUGCUUUAGAAUUAAGUUGUAAGGUACACGCUUUAUGUCUAGAUUCUCCUUUUGCUGAUGUUAUUAUUGGCAACAAUGUGAGCAUUGUAGUACCUAAGGAGGCAGACCCUUUACCCAGAAAGGAGAAGGUGGACACAGUCGAAGAUGACACAUGCGGAGCGGUCCAAACUAGAUCAGAGCUAAGGAAACAAGAGAGGGCAGAAAAACCAAAACUGGAUGAUUUAAAAGCAUCGAACACCGAGAAUGAAGGUAUGUGGUGUAACAGGGAGGAAUUGAUUGAGCAUCAGAAAACUGAUGAGAUCUUGAAGUCAAUUCUAGAUAUGGCACAAAAUGGACCAUAUGAGGGUAAGUCAUAUUUCAUCUUGAAAAAUGAUUUAUUGUAUAGAGUCUUUGAGAAGAAUUCUGAAAAGGUCUUCCAGAUUGUAGCUCCAAAGAAACUGCGCAAUGGUAUUAUGUCAUUGGCUCAUGACACACCAUUGGCUGGGCAUCUUGGAAACAAGAAAACCAGAGAACGAAUCCUGCAAAACUUCUUUUGGCCGGGUAUGUAUGUGGACAUAUCACGUUAUUGUAAGUCAUGCUCUAUUUGUCAGAAGGGGAUGCAGAAAGGGAGAACACCAAAAGCAAAACUGGUGCCAAUUCCAAAGAUAGACGUUCCAUUUUCCAGAGUCGCCAUCGACUUUGUGGGUCCAUUACCAAUGACAGAAAAGAAAAACAGAUAUAUUUUGGUAUGUAUGGACUAUGCUACUAGAUUUCCGGAAGCAUUUCCGAUGAAAACUCAAGACGCAGAAAGUGUGGCAAAUGCGCUUAUGGAAAUGUUCUCAAGAGUAGGCUUUCCUAAAGAACUUUUAUCAGAUCAGGGAACAAAUUUCAUGUCAUCACUCAUAUCAAACCUGUGCAAAAUGCUAAAAGUGCGUAAACUGUCAACUACUCCUUAUCAUCCUCAAGCUAACGGGCUAGUAGAACGAUUUAAUGGGACUCUUACGCAAAUGUUGAAAGCAUAUGCAGUUGUAGAACCAUUAAAAUGGGAUGUUCAUUUACCAUAUGUACUCUUUGCCUACAGAGAUGUCCCAAAUGAAACGACAGGUUUUACUCCCUUCGAACUUCUUUAUGCCAGACAUGUCAGGGGUCCACUAGACAUCUUAAAGGAGCAAUGGGAAGAACCAACCGAGGAACAAGCAUCAGUCCUUAGUUAUCUCAGGGAGACACGGAAACGAAUGGAGACGGUACGUAAGUUGGUAACAGAAGUGGAAUCCCAUGCAAAGAAGAAACAGAAGAGAUAUUAUGACAAAAACGCCAGGAGCAGGAAUUUUGAAGUAGGUCAGAAAGUUUUAGUGUUAUUGCCAACCAGUACUUCGAAAUUAUUGGCGCAGUGGAAGGGUCCAUAUGAGGUGACAGAAAAGGUAAGUCCAGUUGAUUUCAGAGUCAGGCUGUCCAAAAACAAAGAAACUGUUUAUCACGUCAAUAUGCUGAAGGAAUGGUUUGAGAGAGAGUCAGAGGAAAACAGGAAGUCUGAAAUAAUGGCAUGCUUGAAUGUUAUUUCCAGUUUAUCUAGCAAUGAUGUUCAGAUAGAAGACGGUGUGGUAUCGGAUAAAGUCCCGGCCCUUCAGCAGACAGAAUCGUCAGCCGACGUACUAUAUUCAAACGACCUCGCCACAGAGCAAAGGGAUCAGAUUCAGAGGUUAGUGGAAGAAUUUGGUGAUAUUUUUACAGAUGUUCCCAAGAAAACGCCUUUGACGAAACACUCAGUGAAAACGUCUACAGAUGUGCCCAUCCAUAUGAAACCAUACCCAAUUCCAUAUGCCUUACAAGACCAAUUGAAGCUGGAGUUACAGCAAAUGAUGGAUCUUGGUAUCAUUGAGGAAACAGACAGUCCAUAUUCAGCACCAGUCGUCCUCAUUAAGAAGAGUGACAAAUCAUUGAGAUUCUGCGUCGACUUCCGGGAGUUGAAUAAGGUAACUGUAUUUGACCCAAGACCAAUGCCUCGAAUAGAUGACAUUUUGAUUAAGAUCAGUAAAGCAAAAUUCAUAAGCAAAUUGGACUUGACAAAAGGUUAUUGGCAAGUGCCAUUAGACGAGGAUGCAAAACAGAAAAGUGCAUUUGUAACUCCAUUUGGACAUUUCAGUUUUACAAUCAUGCCGUUCGGGAUGGUAAAUGCACCGGCCACCUUCGUUAGACUGGUAAGUAAAGUUCUUACAGGGCUGGAAAAUUUCACAGAGGCUUUCAUUGAUGAUAUUGGUAUCUAUAGCAACAGCUGGGCCGAACACCUUGAGCAUCUGAGAACAGUGUUUUCAGCGUUGAGGAAAGCGAACUUAGCAGCUCGACCUACAAAAUGUGAGUUUGGUUUCAAUGAACUUUGUUUUCUUGGUCACACUGUAGGAAGUGGAAAAAUCAAGCCAACGAUGUCAAAAGUAGAAUCCAUUCAGAACUUUCCCAUUCCAACAACCAAGAAAAAGGUAAAGUCAUUUUUAGGUAUGAUUGGGUUCUACCGGAAGUUCAUUCCUAAUUUUGCCACUUUAGCACUUCCGCUUACAGACCUGACGAGCAAGAAAACGCCUAGCAAAAUCAAAUGGACAAGCGAACUUGAUCACUCUUUCCAAGAACUAAAAGGUACGUUACUUUCAGAACCAGUUCUUCGAAGUCCAGAUUUCAAUAGAUCAUUCAUUUUGCGCACAGAUGCAAGUGCAUACGGAGCAGGCGCGGUGCUAGAGCAAGAGUUUGAAGACGGUAAGCAUCCAAUUUGUUUUCUUAGCAAAAAGUUCAGUCCUGCGGAGAGAAAUUAUGCUGUAGUAGAAAAAGAGUGCUUUGCUAUUGUAUGGGCGGUCCAGAGUCUCAGAGUCUAUUUAGAAGGUAAACCAUUCAAAAUUGAGACUGAUCAUGCACCUUUGCAAUGGUUACAAAGGUCAAAGUUAUCAAAUCAACGUUUGUUACGCUGGAGUCUUCUUUUGCAAGAGUUUGUGUUCUCGAUUAGGUAUAUUCGUGGUACACAGAAUACAGUAGCAGACUCACUAUCAAGGUUAUGUUCAGAUGAUGUGGUUGAGUAA
This is a messenger RNA of Saccostrea cuccullata (small rock oyster), 4203 nucleotides long. RefSeq lists its product as uncharacterized. Lineage: Eukaryota; Metazoa; Mollusca; Bivalvia; Ostreida; Ostreidae. The transcript is spliced from 2 exons. Gene Ontology annotation, biological process: DNA integration. Gene Ontology annotation, molecular function: zinc ion binding; nucleic acid binding. The record is from RefSeq and is a predicted model, not a curated record. The coding region runs from base 1 to 4203 and encodes 1400 amino acids.